Synchiropus splendidus (mandarinfish) is the source of this 8149-nucleotide messenger RNA. RefSeq names its product roundabout, axon guidance receptor, homolog 2 (Drosophila) (gene robo2). Gene Ontology annotation, molecular function: protein binding. Gene Ontology annotation, biological process: axon guidance; cell-cell adhesion. Lineage: Eukaryota; Metazoa; Chordata; Actinopteri; Syngnathiformes; Callionymidae. The transcript is spliced from 30 exons. The coding region runs from base 583 to 5298 and encodes 1571 amino acids. Gene Ontology annotation, cellular component: plasma membrane; axon. The record is from RefSeq and is a predicted model, not a curated record.
CCUCUCCCUUCCCACCUUGAGUGUGUGAGGAGCGUGUCCGGCAGCGUCAGAGCGCAGGGCUGCGGGUUGUGCCGGCUGUGCGCAAACACCGUGCGCUCCUAGCGGCUGCUGUAACGAAGGCGCAGAGGGAGAAGCAGAAGAUCUUGGAGCGACUUGUUCGCGAUGGCCGCGCACAUCUUCCUCCCCAGCUGAGCACAUGGGUUGUCCGGACGCGGCUUGUGAGAGAAACUUUUUGGGGCGAGUGCGUGGAGGAUUUCCAGCGAGAGCCAUGUGUCCAACAGCGUGGAGCCGCUGAGACGAGACCGAGGAGGAGCACUUGUUCUUGAACUGGACUACAAACGCUCCAACAGUCAUCGCGCAGUCGUUUUCCGCUGGAUGGUUUGAACUGUUACCCGCCGAGAGGUCGCUCUUGCUGGAUGUGAUAACCCCGGGUCAGCGUCCGUUCAUGGAUCCUCUCCCUGUAGCGGGACUCCAGUCCGCGUAAUAGCUGCUCAUAAACACGGAAUAGAUCCACCGGACUUGUUUGCUGUAUCCAACCUGCUGUGAUUUCGUGGAUUUGCCGUGGAUGUUUAAUAUGCGAGGAUGGGUCCGCUAGCGUUCGUGCUUGUCGGUGGAUUACUGUACCUCCAAGUGGAUGGAUCCCGUCUGCGCCAAGAGGACUCCCCACCCAGGAUUGUGGAACACCCGUCUGACCUGAUCGUGUCCAAAGGGGAGCCGGCGACUCUCAACUGUAAAGCGGAAGGUCGGCCCAGUCCGACGGUGGAGUGGUACAAGGACGGGGAGCGCGUGGAGACGGACAAAGAUGACCCCAGAUCGCACCGCAUGUUGCUACCCAGCGGCUCGCUUUUUUUCCUGCGCAUCGUUCACGGACGUCGGAGCAAACCGGACGAGGGAGCCUACGUGUGUGUGGCACGCAACUACCUGGGCGAGGCCGUCAGCCGCAACGCGUCGCUGGAAGUAGCAUUGCUGCGAGAUGACUUCCGACAAAACCCGACGGACGUGGUGGUGGCAGCAGGCGAGCCGGCAAUCCUGGAGUGCGUUCCCCCCAGAGGCCACCCUGAACCCACCAUCUACUGGAAGAAGGACAAAGUUCGAAUCGAGGACAAGGAUGACAGAAUCACAUUCCGAGGAGGGAAGCUAAUGAUCUCCAACACCAGGAAGAGCGACGCCGGCAUGUACAUCUGUGUGGGCACCAACAUGGUCGGCGAAAGAGACAGCGAGACGGCACAAGUCACCGUCUUCGAGCGACCGACGUUCAUCCGAAGGCCGAUCAACCAGGUGAUUCUAGAAGACGAGUCGGUGGAGUUCCGAUGUCAGGUGCAAGGAGACCCUCAACCCAAUGUGCGCUGGAGGAAGGAUGACGUGGACGUUCCUCGUGGAAGGUAUGAAAUCAAGUACGACAAGGAGGACUAUGUGCUGAGAGUGAAAAAGGCUUCCAUCAACGACGAGGGGACCUUCACCUGUGUGGCGGAGAACCGCGUGGGGAAGCUGGAGGCGUCGGCCACGCUCACCGUCCGAGCUGCUCCUCAGUUUGUCAUCCGGCCCAGAGACCAGAUCGUGGCUCAAGGCCGCACUGCAACUUUCCCGUGUGAGACCAAAGGAAACCCGCAGCCGGCGGUUUUCUGGCAGAAGGAGGGAAGUCAGAACUUGCUGUUUCCCAACCAGCCCCAGCAGCCCAACAGUCGCUUCUCAGUGUCGCCCGGCGGAGCCCUCACCAUCUCCUCAGUGCAGCGCACAGAUGCUGGCUACUACAUCUGCCAGGCGCUGACUGUGGCUGGCAGCAUUCUGGCCAAGGCUCAACUGGAGGUCACAGAUGUCUUGACCGACAGACCGCCGCCCAUCAUCCGCCAAGGACCUUCCAAUCAGACGUUAGGGGCAGACAGCGUGGCGUUGCUGAAGUGCCAAGCGUCAGGAGACCCCAUCCCCUCCGUCAGCUGGCUGAAGGACGGGGUCAGCCUGCUGGGGAAGGACCCCCGCAUGUCCCUGCAGGAGCUGGGGAGCCUGCAGAUCAAGAACAUCAGACUCUCCGACUCGGGGAUCUACACAUGCGUGGCCACCAGCUCCAGUGGCGAGACGUCAUGGAGCGCUUUUUUGGAAGUGAAAGAGUCCACAGCAGUCGUGGUGACCAAGAACCAUGAGGAGAACCAGCUUCCAGGCCCGCCGUCCAAACCUCAGGUGACCGAUGUCACCAAGAACAGCGUGUCUCUGUCCUGGCAGGCUGGGACAGUCAGCUCCUUGCCUGUCACAUCAUAUGUCAUUGAAGCGUUCAGUCAGUCGGUGAGCAACAGCUGGCAAACCGUCGCCGACCACGUGAAGACAACCCAGUUCACCGUGAAGGGACUUCGACCCAACACCAUCUACCUGUUCAUGGUCCGAGCGGUCAGCGGUCACGGCCUCAGCGACCCGAGCCCCAUGUCCGAGCCCGUCAGAACCCAAGACAUCAGUCCUCCGGCUCAGGGUGUCGACCACAGACACGUCCAGAAAGAGCUCGGCGACGUUAUCGUCCGGCUGCACAACCCCGUGGUUCUGAGUCCGACAGGCAUCCAGGCCACAUGGACUGUGGAUCGCCAGUCGCAGUUCAUCCAGGGUUACAGGGUUCUGUACAGGCAGACGUCUGGCCUGCCCUCCCCGGGACACUGGCAGAUGCAGGACGUGAAGGUCCCGUCCGAGCGCAGCGCUGUGCUGUCUUCGCUCAAGAAGGGCAUUGUCUAUGAGAUCAAAGUUCGGCCCUAUUUCAACGAAUUCCAAGGCAUGGACUCGGAAUCCAAGACGGCGCGGACCACAGAGGAAGCCCCGAGCGCACCCCCACAGCAGGUUACAGUCCUCACUGUGGGAAACCAGAACAGCACUUCCAUCAGCAUCUCCUGGGACCCUCCUCCACCGGACCACCAGAACGGCAUCAUCCAGGAGUAUAAGAUCUGGUGUCUGGGGAACGAGACGCGGUUCCACGUGAAUAAAACGGUGGACGCGGCCAUCCGCUCCGUGGUGGUGGGCGGCCUGCAGGUUGGAAUGGGCUACCGCGUGGAGGUGGCUGCCAGCACCAGCGCCGGGGUCGGAGUCCGAAGCGAGCCGCAGACUAUCUUUAUUGGUAAAGAAUUCCGUGACGUCAUCAUCCACGGAAACCGGAACAACAGCAUCACGGAGCAGAUCACCGACGUGGUGAAGCAGCCCGCCUUCAUCGCCGGCAUCGGCGGCGCCUGCUGGCUCAUCCUCAUGGGCUUCAGCAGCUGGCUCUACUGGAGGCGCCAGAAGAGGAAGGGUCUGAGCAACUACGCAGUUCACUCCUUCACCUUCACCCCUGCAGUUACGUUCCAGAGAGUGGACGGAGGCCUGAUGGGCAACGGAAGCCGACCAGGACUGCUGAACGCCAGCGACACCGGAUACCCCUGGUUAGCUGACUCCUGGCCGACCACCAGCCUCCCGGUCAACAGCAGCUCAGGGGGGCCGAAUGAUCUAAGCAACUUCGGUCGGGCAGAUCUCCCCAAUGGGCAAGGAGACAAGACCGGCACCAUGCUGUCUGACGGCGCCAUCUACAGCAGCAUCGAUUUCACCACCAAAGCCAACUACAACAGCCCCAGCCAAACCUCCCAGGCGACUCCCUACGCCACCACACAGAUCCUCCACUCCAGCAGCAUCCACGAGUUGGCCGUGGACCUGCCCGAGGCUCAGUGGAAGGCCUCGCUCCAGGCCAAGCAGGAGAUGGCCAACUUGGGCUACUCCCUGCCCGACAAGAACUCCUGCAACAACACCCUCCUUUUCAUUCCUGACUACCGAAUGACCGACGGAUUGUCUAGUAGAAUGCCACACAACCAAUCACAAGAUUUCAGCACCACCAGCUCUCACAACAGCUCAGAGCGAAGCGGCAGCCUCUCAGGUGGUAAAGGAGCGAAGAAGAAGAAGACCAAGACGAGCUCCAAACCCACCAAAGCCAAUGGCUCCAACUGGGCCAACGUCCCGCUCCCCCCUCCUCCUAUUCACCCCCUCCCUGGCACGGAGAUGGACCAUUACCCCAAUGAGCACCAUGAAGGAGGAGGGUACGAGAGUGAUGGUUGGGGUCCACCAAUGCCCGUCCAGACCUAUCUCCACCAGGGCAUGGAGGACGAACUGGAGGAAGAGGACGAAAGAGUGCCCACCCCACCCAUCCGAGGGGUGGCCUCCUCUCCCGCCGCGGUGUCCUUUGGGCAGCAGUCCACCGCCACCCUCACCCCGUCUCCGCGGGACGAGAUGCAGCCGAUGCUUCAGGCCCACUUGGACGAGCUCACCAGAGCUUACCAAAUGGACAUUGCAAAACAAACAUGGCACAUGCAGGGAGGAUCGCUCCCUCCCCAGGCGCCGGCUCCUCCUGUGGGCUACGUGUCAAGCACAAUGGUUUCUGACCUGGAGACUGACCUGCCUGAUGAUGAGGAGGAGGACGAGGAUGAGGAGGAUGAAGGCUACGGAGCCAGGCAUCGCAACGGCAUCGAGCACACACCAGGAUCCAGUAUGGACAACCUGGACAGCUCUUUAACAGGGUCCAUGGUGAAUGGGUGGGGCUCAGCUUCAGAGGAUGAGCGUAAUUUCUCCAGCCACAGGUCCAGUUUGGGCAGCUCGUCCGACGGCUCCAUCUUUACCCACUGCAGCUUCGCCCAGGCGCUGGUGGCUGCGGCCGACAAGGCCGGCUAUCGCCUGGAGGGCACUAGUCUCAGCAAAAGAGGUAAAGGCUUGUCCCACCGGCCCCGGCCCAGCAGUCCUUUCUCAACAGAUGGCAGCACAGUCGGCACACACAGCCUGGGCCACCAGAGGGCAGCCAGGCCCGCACGCAAGCCCCGCGGCCAGAACACAGCACCACACCGGAGAGACCCCGGUGCAGACGACCUACCUCCUCCUCCUGAGCCCCCUCCCUGUCAGGGCCAGGGCCGCGUCCAAGGCGCCCGCAGUAUAAACAGCAUGGUGCCGGACAGGAAGGCCUCAUCUCUGGAGCGUCCGCCCAUGUCGGGACAGGACGACUUGAAGAGCUCCAUGGAUCGUCCCACGCGUGCCACUCUGGAGCACCACCGCCAAGUACAAGACAGGCUGGGAUCCAUGGACCGGGCCGACGACGGGCGCAGGGGGCACAAAAACGAGGAAGGCUGUCUGCCGUACAGCAAGCCGUCCUUCCCUUCACCGGGCGGCCACAGCUCCUCCGGCACCGCCUCCUCCAAGGGGUCGACGGGACCGCGGAAGAACGACGGGCCGCGACAGCCGCAGCAGUGGACGGCGUUAGAGCACGCUGACUUUCUGGGGACCAACGGGCAAGGACAGUACUCAGGAGAAUUAUAGUGAUCCGACUGGGACGUGACCCGGAGGCGGCUGGACGGAGCGACCACCUGCCAGUUUGCGGCUCUGAACUUUAGCCCACGUGCGCGUCCGCGGCGGCGCAGCGUCACAGAACUGUAAAUGUGAUGUACAGACACGAACAUGCCGUACAUCCCACUCUGUUUUCGUCCUCCAGAAAAAAACAAUAUUUUCCACCUCCUACCUUACUGUCAUGUUCUUUUUGUUACAAAAAUCGAAGUGAAAAAAAAGCAAAAGAAAGUACACGUUUUCUGGUGGUGACCCUCCAGGAACCAGGAAGGGGACUCUGUUUUCCCUGUAAAUAUUUUCUUUAACUCGUGUUGCAUUGCUAUGCAAGCCUGAUUCAUUUGAGCUUUUUUUUUUCUUUUUUUUUUUAAUCUUCCCCCUAGGAAGCGUCGGUUUCUCUCUGGUUAUUUGUAUUAUAUGUGAAUUGUGUGGCUGUGUUGCCAUGAGAUAUUGUUUUAUAAUCCAUUGUUUGUUUAUAGUUUCCAUUAAUUAUUAUCAUGACUAUUGUUAAUUAUUGUUUUUGCACUGCAAUUUUUGGUGAUAAGCACAAAGACAUAGCUCCUGCUGACAUGAAGAACCGGAAGAAUAUGUGAAGAGGAGUUUCUGUACUGUAAAGUAAAGAGAAGAUUAUAUACUAAUGUACAGAGAGAUAUUAAAAGAGUUUUGCUUGCAAAGUGGGGGAGCGACCUCCAGGGGUCUGAAGUGACGCGGGAACAAUGGUACUGCAUUACUUCCUAGGCAAGCGACGAGCUCAGCGCCACCACACGAGCGGGUUUGUGCGGUUGCUUCGAAGUGGGAUCUGACGUUUUCAUUUUCGGGAUGGACCGCGACAGCACACAAACUCAGACGUCGACGUAGGAUUCUUUUUUAGCCUUAAACGCAACGCAGACAUGUCGGAGCGAUGAUGGAUGGGGCUGCGUCCACACGACUGGGGUUUUGUUUCAGGACCGCCACUUUCAGAUAGCUUAGCUUUCAGUAGAUUAGCUUAUAAAGGCUAGAAGAAAAAUAUUAAAAUAGAUUAUUUGAAUUGGUUCAGUCUGAACCUCUGAAAUACAUCGCAAAUUUCCCCUAAAGUUUCAGGUGUGAAAUUUACAUGCCUUAAACUUUGUUAAGUCCAAAUGCAUGUUAAGGAAGAGAGCUAGCUUGGCAUGUGACCGACAGAAACACAUUUAUUGAAAUUAUACAAUGGAAGUCGACAACUCCAACUGGAAGAUAGCUAGUGAGCUAAUAUGCUAAGUGCUCUGCCAAGUCUCAGUUUAGCAUGUUCCUGCUAAACUUCCUUGCUGCUGUGCCACGGAGCUAAUCCACCAUCGGAUCAUGGACUGACGUUGUUUUCAAAUGUAAAUUCAACACUAGGAGAGUUGAAAUGUAUCGUCAAGGGAAGUAGCGGAAACACAGUCGUGUGGACGAAGCCUCAUAUGGAGCGUUAGCAUUUACAAUUUUCAUUUCUUCCAGCACUUUUGUUUCAAUCGCAACUCUGACUCAGAGGCAUUACUUUGUGAGUCGCCAAAAGAUCGUCCUGUUUUCUGCCUCCAACCGGUUCACACUGAAAUUCGCAUAGCACCAACAGCAUUUCAAGCACUCUCCGUCCAUUCAACUAAAACGGCUUUUGUAACAAACACAGCGUUGUGGGCGGAGCCUAACCUCUCAGUGGAGCAACAUCAUUUGUUUACAUUUCGUGUAUUUUUCAUUUCGUCGGAGCACUUAUGUUUUCGUUUCAAUCGAUGUUGUGAAACAAGAAAAAACAAACAACAAAAAAAAAAAAAAAACGAACACCAGUUUUGUGAUCACGGAGAAAAAGCCUUGUACAUGAACUUGCCGGUUCCACUGCCUCGACAGCCGUCUGGAGCUCUACGACUGCCGGACCAAUGACAUCCACCAAAUCUUUACGCUUCUUUUGUUUGAUAUGCCUUGGACUCUGAAACGCUGCUUUACCACAAUGUUUUUUCUAAUCGUUCAGGAUUUUUGUGGUUCAAUGACUGUUGUCGUCCUUUUUUUUUUUUUUUGUAACAGGGGGCCGGGGCGGUGAGGGAGGGGCCGGAAAGGUUUCUGUCGUCAUAAUUUUAUUUUCUUCAGCCAUUCACCCAGUGGCCAGUGUUCCUGGAAAUGAGGUGCAAAGAGUAUCUCAGGUUAUUUUACAUUCUGGUGGUGUUUGUGUAUAUAUGUGUAUAUAUACAAUAUAUCCAUCCGCGCUUGAUUCCACCGAAAUAUCCCUCGCUUUUCUUUGUUUUAAUUUCGUUUCUGCUGUGAUUUUUGAGGCAAGAUGUCAGAAAAAAAAAACAACCAAAUUUGAUAUUUCUAAUGUCUGCAACGUUUUCGUGUCCCUUUAAUACUCAUUGUUUGAACUCACGGUGUCGUUUUUGUAUUUAUUAAAAAUGAUAAUAAAGGUAUAUUGUGAAAUAUGCAUAAAGAUUUGUGGAAUAUUACAUGUGGAUUUUAUUUCCUUUUAUUUUUUAACAGUGAUUUUUUUUUUUUUGCGGCCAGUCCUCUCAUUUCCAAAUUAUAUGGAUUUAAUUUACCCUCCAAACAUGGUUGCUUCCUUGUAGCUGAUCUGUGUGUUGGCUUUUUUUGCUAUAAAAUAUUUUUAAAAGGACAAAAAAGUUGCUGGCUGGAGUCAUUUCUGUACAGUCCAGAGUGAGGUGACGCCCCAACCCACGCCAUUUCUGCCGUUUAGUUUCUGUGAACCAUCUUCUGUACUUCACUUGCAUGCCCCACCCCCAAAAUAAAAAAUUAAAAAAAAAACGUGGAUCAAGAACUAAAGUUUUACAUCCUCCUGUAAAAUAAAUCCAUGUUCUUUUAAUUUCCUUGUACCUCGAUCAAUAUCAAAUAA